Molecule: messenger RNA, 5865 nt
Organism: Lodderomyces parapsilosis
Lineage: Eukaryota; Fungi; Ascomycota; Pichiomycetes; Serinales; Debaryomycetaceae
Product: DNA-binding ATPase
Exons: 1
Coding region: 1-5865 (1954 amino acids)
Molecular function (GO): ATP-dependent chromatin remodeler activity; DNA binding; ATP hydrolysis activity
Source: RefSeq, a predicted model, not a curated record
AUGUCAAGAUUAGAUAGAUUGGUUGUACUACUAGAGACUGGAUCAACUUCAUUUAUUAGAAACACAGCUGCUGAUCAAUUAUCAGAUUUAGCGAAAUCCCACCCAGAAGACAUUUUAAACUUACUUGCUAGAGUAUACCCGUUUCUUAAAUCAUCCAAGUGGGAAACAAGAAUUGCAGCUGCACGAGCAUUUGGUGGUAUAGUCAAUAAUGCACCACUAUGGGAUCCAAACUCACAGGAACAGAUUAAAGAAGAGAAUGACACUGAAAUUUUAGUUAAAAAGGAAGUUGAAGAUAGCUUAACAUUUGGAUCGAAGGAAUUUAUCAAACAAGAAGCUCAUGAAGAAGUCAAGAUUAAAAUCGAACAAGACUUGGAAUUAAACAAGAUUGAUGACUCUAUAUCCAAUUUGUUACUGUUUAGUAAUUUUGAUUUACAUGAAUUGAUCAAGAGUGGGACCACUUUAUUAGCAUCCAAGUCAGACAACACUUUAAAUUGUGAUGAAGAAAUUAGUGACGAUGAUCGAACUUUAAUUGGAAGAAUCAAACGACACCGAGCUAGUAUUCUACCGAAACAGGAAACACCAGAUGCAACAGAAACCGCAAAUACCAAUGAUUCAAUUAAAAUUAAAACGGAACCACAGUCUGACCCAUUGAUCAAGCAAGAGCCAUUUUAUGGCGAUGAGACAGUGUCUUCGGAUACGCCUACUACAACCACCACCACCACCACUAGACCACCACUAGAUACUCCAUCAAAACCAGUUUCUAGUGCCAGGUUAAAAGCUAUACAGAAAAGAAGAGCCAAGUUUAAUGCCAAGUCGGGUGCCGCCAACAAGAUGAAAUCAGUCGACAUUUCACAAAGUUCAAUUUCAAGACAAAUGGUUGAGAAUGGGGAUGUUAUGGAUAUUGAUUCUGAUAACAAUGGAGCUAAUCACCCACAAUAUGACUUAACUUCGCAGCAAGGUGGAGAAAAGUUGGUUGUUGAAGCCAAAGUUGAAGAAGUUUCACCUUUACUUUCCUUGCAUAAUAAAGCAACGGGUCUAAUCUGGCUCUUCCAAGGAGUUUACGAGUUGUUGUUGGCUGAUUUGUUUGAUGACAAAUGGGAAAUUAGACACGGAGCCGCAUUGGGGUUAAGGGAAUUGAUUAGAAUACAUGGUAAAGGUGCAGGAAGAAUAAUGAAUAAAACUAAACAAGAAAACGAUCACAACAACGCUGCGACUUUGGAGGAUUUGGCAGUGCGGUUAUGCAUCUUGUUUGUUCUUGAUAGGUUUGGUGAUUAUGUUUCUGAUACUGUGGUUGCCCCUGUUAGGGAAUCAAGUGCCCAAACAUUGGCCGCACUAUUGAUCCAUUUGGAUGAUUUGACAGUUGUAAAGACAUUUGACUGCUUAUACACAAUGGCAUUACAAGAAGGACUACCACCACCUAAAUGUUGGGAGGCUAAACAUGGUGGAAUGUUGGGAGUUCGUUAUCUUGUUAGUGUGCGAACCGAUGUGUUGCUAAGUAAACCAGAUAUGUUUGACCGAGUUUUGAAUAUGGUUCUCCAUGGACUUCAAGAAAGUGACGAUGAUGUACAGUCAGUGGCAGCAUUGACAUUGACUCCAAUUGCUUCUGAAGUUGUAUCGACUCGAAAGACUGUAAUUCAAUCAUUGUUGUCGGUGAUUUGGGAUUGUUUGAUUAAUUUGCGAGAUGAUUUGUCAGCUUCAAUUGGUUCUGUUAUGGACUUGUUGGCGAAAUUGUGCAGUCACAGCGAAGUAAUUGACAUUAUUCAACACGAUGCAGCCAAAGACGACAGUUAUUCAUUUAAACACUUGGUACCCAGAUUAUACCCCUUUUUAAGACAUUCAAUAACAAAUGUGAGAAAAGCUGUUUUACGCACCAUGUUGGAGUUUUUAUCCAUAACUGAGGAAAAUAUUACCAAAACUUGGAUUGAUGCCAAAACCAUUAGACUCAUUUUUCAAAACUUGUUGGUUGAACAAAAUUCCGAUGUCUUGCUACUAUCAAUAAAAGUGUAUAACAAAUUGCUCCAAGAAAUUGACAAGUACAAUAUGGAUUUAGUUACCUUGUUUGUUUCACAAUUGCCGGACUUGUUGAGUUUGACCAUGACACCAAUUGGAAUAGCAAGACAAAAUUACCAAAUGGAUACCAAUUUGAUCAUGAGACCUCUGGGGCAAAUGGUUGGUUCUUUGGAUGAUGAAGAUUGUCGUCGUGGUAAGAAACGCAAUAGACUGCAAACAAUGCAAACUCAAGAGUCGAAACCAGUUGAAACAAAUGGUAUACCUAUUGAGGAUUUGAAAAUCAACAUUGAUGCGCCGGUAUAUAAGGGUGAUGUUGUGUUGAUUGGGCUUGAAAAGAUGAUUGCUACGCGAUGUGCUGGUGCUAGUGCUUUUGGCAAGACUCUUGCUUUAAUCAAAGAUCGAGCCACUUUGAAAAAAGCUCUUGAACAUUUGUCAUCGUACUUCAAUUCACCAUUUGAGACAUCAAGACUACUAGGUGCACUAAUUGUUGAAGAAUUUGCAACAUCACUAAAGCAGCAACAACAGCAUCAUACACCGGAUGAAGAAACCAUUGCGAUAUUUUCUGAUACGUUAAUGUCAACACUUCAAAAUCCAAACUCACUCCCAUAUUUUCGCGAAUUAAUACCGUCACUCAAGGCGGUAAGAACUUCAUGUUUGCAAUUAUUCGAUUGCUUUGUCUCCACAGCUAGGUUAUCUCCAUCGAAAAUACCUCAAAUACCUAUCCUUGUUCAAGGUGAGACUGAUGCCGGUCCAAAUGCAUUUACCCUAGAAAGUGCCGAAAAGAUUACUGGUGGUGUGUAUGACAAGUUGAAAAAGAACUUAUCCAGUAGUCAUCGUUUAGCGGCGAACCGCGUCUUGGAAGAUGCCAAGCAUAGAGUCACACUCGCUGUUAAUGAGUGUAGGAGUUUGAUUAAUUCGAAAAAUACUGCCCUAUUGGCAUCUUAUGCCGGUGCGGCAUUGGCGUUAUCGGGCAUUCCCAAAAAAUUGAAUCCAAUCAUUAAAUCAUUAAUGGAGAGCAUUAAAUCAGAGGAAUCGUUAGUGUUGCAGAGGAAAUCAGUAUUUUCAAUAGCUAGUUUGAUUUCUCAAUUGAAUGACUCGGGCAAGAGAAAUGUUGCUGAUAAGAUUAUCAAAAAUUUAUGUGCCUUUUUAUGUGUUGAUACAGCAGAGGUUCCUGAGUUUCAUCACAAUGUUGGAUUCAAGACGAAUAUCUUGUCCUUGAGGAAAGAGGAAGGCAUCAGUGAUUAUGCCGAUGCAGCAGCACACGAAAGAGCAGUUCAAGAAGCAAGAAUCAAACGUCGUGGUGCUUUGUUGCUGCUUGAGGAAAUUAUUCUGAUAUACAAGGAGAACCUAUUUACCAAAGUGCCUAAAUUGAAGGAACUAAUGGUGGGACCAUUAAAGGAGUUGGCCACGACUAACAGUGAUGAAAUAAUCAAGGAUGAGUUCAAAGGACAAAGCAUUAUUGAUGCUUUGGGUAUAUUAAAGGCAUUACUUCCCAAGAUUGAUCAAUCAUUGCACCUGGAAAUUACCGAUCAUUUAGAUCUUUUGUUACCAGGAUUGAAAUCAGAAUAUUCUGUAUUUCGUUAUUCAACUGCCAAAUGUUUUGCCACAAUUUGUUCAGUGGCGCCAACAAAAGCAUUUACAUUUUUGGUCAAGUCCAUUUUACCAAUGUUGAAAAAUGCUGGUAGCAUCAUUGAACGACAAGGAGCCAUUGAAACUAUUUAUCACAUUUCGGCGGUGAUGGGUGCUAGUAUUUUGCCAUAUGUGAUGUUUUUGAUUGUACCUGUAUUAGGAAGAAUGAGUGAUUCUGAUCAUGAUGUACGAGUUUUGGCCACUACUACUUUUGCAUCAAUCAUCAAGUUGGUGCCAUUGGAGGCUGGUAUUCCUGAUCCGGAAGAUAUGCCACUGGAAUUGUUGGAAGGUAGAGAACGAGAACGUGACUUUAUCUCACAAAUGAUGGAUCCAUCAAAGAUUAAACCAUUUGAUUUACCAGUGUCGAUUAAAGCAACUUUGCGAAAGUAUCAACAAGAAGGUGUGAAUUGGUUGGCGUUUUUGAACAAGUAUCAUUUGCACGGUAUUUUGUGUGAUGAUAUGGGAUUGGGUAAAACGUUGCAAACCAUUUGUAUAAUCUCCUCUGAUCAUCAUAUCAGAGCAGAAAAGUACGCCGAAACAGGUACUGCUGAGUACAGGAGAUUGCCAUCGUUGGUGAUUUGUCCUCCAUCCUUGACUGGACACUGGGAGCAAGAAAUUAAUCAAUACGCUCCAUUUAUGAAAGUGUUGGUAUAUGCGGGUAAUCCUAGUACAAGAACACCAUUGAGAAGCCAACUACCUCAUGCAGAUGUUGUUGUAACAUCAUAUGAUGUUUCUCGAAAUGAUGUUGAGUAUUUGAGUUCGUUGGAUUACAAUUAUUGUGUAUUGGAUGAAGGUCACAUCAUCAAAAAUGCAAAUUCCAAACUCUCGAAAUCAGUAAAACAAAUUCGUGCUGAGCACAGAUUGAUUUUGUCGGGAACCCCUAUUCAAAACAAUGUGUUGGAAUUAUGGUCAUUAUUUGAUUUUUUAAUGCCAGGGUUUUUGGGUACGGAAAAGGUUUUCCAUGAGAAAUUUGCCAAGCCUAUUGCCGCUAGUAGAAAUAGCAAAACUUCCUCCAAGGAACAAGAAGCUGGUGCAUUGGCACUUGAAUCCUUGCACAAACAAGUUUUGCCAUUUAUGUUGCGUCGUCUUAAAGAAGAUGUGCUUUCGGAUUUACCACCAAAGAUUAUCCAAGAUUAUUAUUGUGAAUUGAGUGACUUGCAAAAGAAGUUGUACCGUGAUUUUGCCAAGAAUGAAAAAGAAAGUAUCAAAAAUGAUGUGUCCUCGACUGAAAAGGAGGGUAAGACGCAUGUUUUCCAAGCAUUACAAUACAUGAGAAAAUUGUGUAAUCACCCGGCAUUGGUUGUAUCACCAAACCAUCCCAAAUAUGAUGAAGUUGAGCUGUUCCUUGCUUCGAGGCAUUCGCAAUUGAGGAAUAUAGAGCAUUCGCCAAAACUACAAUCAUUGAGAACGUUGCUACUUGAAUGUGGUAUUGGAACUCAAGAUUCUGAUUAUGGCAAACUGAGUCAAAAGAAGUCCAAUGAUGCACUCAUGCCCCUUGAAGGAGUCAUAUCUGAACAUCGUGCUUUAAUAUUUUGUCAGUUGAAAGAUAUGUUGGAUAUCGUUGAGAAUGACUUGUUGAAGAAAUAUCUUCCAUCAGUCACUUAUAUGAGAUUGGACGGAAGUACCGAUCCAAGAAACCGGCAAGCCAUUGUGCGCAAGUUUAAUGACGAUCCCUCGAUUGAUGUGUUGCUUUUAACAACUAAAGUUGGUGGAUUAGGAUUAAAUUUAACUGGUGCUGAUACAGUUAUCUUUGUUGAGCAUGAUUGGAAUCCAAUGAGUGAUUUACAAGCAAUGGAUAGAGCUCAUAGAUUGGGACAAAAGAAAGUUGUCAAUGUAUAUCGUUUGAUUACCAAGGAUACCCUUGAAGAAAAGAUUAUGGGAUUGCAAAAAUUCAAAAUGAACAUUGCUUCAACCAUUGUCAAUCAGCAAAAUGCAGGAUUACAGUCAAUGGAUACUAAUCAAUUGUUGGACUUGUUUGAUGUUGAAGAUGGUGGAGUUAAAAUGGAAGAAGGUGGUGGUAAUGCAAACGAUAAUGGAGCAGCAAGUGGUAAUGGAAAUGGAGCUGGUGCCAAUCUUGGAAACGGAGGCAAUAAUGUUACGGAAGAACUUACUGGUGGUUUGACUGGUAAAGCGGCUGGUGCAGUUGGAGAAUUGGGUGAGUUGUGGGAUGAACAACAGUAUGAAGAUGAAUAUAAUCUCGACAAUUUCAUCAAAACCUUGAAAUGA